Molecule: messenger RNA, 2508 nt
Organism: Planococcus citri (citrus mealybug)
Lineage: Eukaryota; Metazoa; Arthropoda; Insecta; Hemiptera; Pseudococcidae
Product: equilibrative nucleoside transporter 1-like
Exons: 11
Coding region: 492-1757 (421 amino acids)
Biological process (GO): nucleoside transmembrane transport
Cellular component (GO): plasma membrane
Molecular function (GO): nucleoside transmembrane transporter activity
Source: RefSeq, a predicted model, not a curated record
AUUUGGCAGUUAAUUAGAUUGCUGAGAAUCACAUGGUUUGAUUUUUUUUCGCUCAGUUAGCAUUUUUUGUGUGCAAAACAUUGGACGUCGAAAUUUAUAUAGGUCAUUUUUUUACUUUAUACCUGGAUAACAGUUCUAAUAUUGGGAGUGUUUUUAUAAAUAAUGUGUUUUAAAGAAUUUCGAUCUAGGUAAUCGCGAGUAUAACUCGGUUAUUUGUGUGGUUUAAAAAGUAGGUAGGUGUGUCAAAAAAAGGUAUCUGUGGAUGAACGAAUGCCUCCAACAGAUGAGAUCUUUUACUUGUCGUGUCUUUUAGGGUUGAUUUUUUCCCUACCUGCUUUUGAAUCUCUUGGAGGAAUUCUUCUCGAUUAGGUAAUUUAGUUUGCCAAGAUUUAUGCAUCGGCGAUAAAAAGCACAUCGAACCUGUACGGUUGAAUCCUGCUUGGGAAGAAAAGAAUUUACCUAACGACGUGUUGAAUUUCAAAAGUGUAACCAUGGAACAAGCUGAACGAGAAACCAAUCCUCCCAAGGAUAGGUUCUUGAUAGUUUAUUUUAUCAUUUUGACGUUCGGCAUUGGGACUAUGAUGCCAUGGAAUAUGUUCAUAAAUGCCAAGUCGUACUUCGAAGAUUACAAAUUGGGUUCGAAUUAUACAAAUCAGAAUUUGACGUUUUAUACGGACAACUUCAUGGUAUUUUUGGGUAUCUCGAGUCAAGUUCCCAACUUCUUGUUCAACUGGGUGAACAUUUUUGCUAAUAUUGGAGGCAGCCUUAGUUCCAGAAUUGUGUGCACAAUCGUAGCAGAAGCGAUUGUCUUCGUUGCUACUGAAGUAUUGGUGAUGUUAGACUCGUCAGCAUGGCCUGAAGUAUUCUUCUGGUUAACCUUGGCCUCAGUUUUCUUAUUGAAUAUGGCUAAUGGAAUUUAUCAAAAUACAGUGUACGGUAUCGCUGCUCGUUUACCCGCAGCGUACACGGGAGCUGUGAUUUUUGGAAAUAAUCUUAGCGGUGUGUUUACAUCUGUGAUGAAUAUAGUUACGAAAUCGUUAUCUCCGAGUCCUAAGACUUCUGCUCUGUAUUACUUUAUGGUUGCUUUAUUGGUGCUUUUCGUUUGUUUCGUUAUUUAUUUCGUCUUACCAUUACUUAAAUUCUACAAAUUCCACGAUUUGCAAUUUAUCAAAGCCCAGUCCAAUGCCCAAGAGAAUUCCGUUGUGAAGAAAACUCCAUAUUGGAAAGUAUUUAAAAUGUGUUCGUUGCAGUGCUUCAAUGUAUUCUUCAUUUUCUUCGUCACGUUGGCCAUUUUCCCAGCUGUUCACUCGAAUGUUCAGUUGGUGCAUGAUGAUUUCAUCGUGUCGCCGAAAUAUUUCGCUGAUAUCUUGUGUUUCUUGACUUUCAACGUGUUCGCUGCCUUUGGAAAUCUUCUAGCUACUGUCUGGCAUUUCCCUAGUGGAAGAUGGUUACAUAUUCCGGUGAUUCUGCGCUCGGCUUUCAUCCCAUUAUUUUUAGUUUGCAAUUACAGCUUGCCCGGUCGUAUAAUGCCUGUUUUGAUUGAAAACGAAUGGAUAUAUUGGGGAAUCGCAGCAACGUUUGCGCUGACUAGCGGAUGGUUCAGUUCAUUGGCUAUGAUGUAUUGCGGAAAGAGUGUACCGCCUGAAUAUAGCAGUGUGGCUGGAAUGUUCGGAGCAGCAUGCUUAGUAUCUGGAGUUUGUGCCGGUAUCCUAUUCGCUUUCGUGUUCCCUAUCAUCGUCCGUAGUGUCCAUUGGUAGUGCUAUAUAACAUAAGACAUCUGUGAAUUUAUGUUUAGUCGUCUCUCUCAAAAGUCUGACUUAAUUGUAUAUGCAUUUUUGUAAUUUUGUGUACGUAAUAUUUUUACCUGUAAAAUGGUGUUCAAUUAAUUGGAAUACGUGAAAGAAUUUUAAAAAUUUUUAUUUGAAGUGUAUUUGCAGUUUUAAAAUGUAUACUUAUUACUCGAACUAACUCAGGUCUUGUAUGUAACUAUGUUUUUUUUUCUAUUUAUCGGAUAUUUUAAUCUGUUGCCGAUUUUUUAAAAAAAAUAUCAUCGAGUCUACAUAUUAUUAUCUAUACCUACUUUUAGACGAUCGCGAAUUGAUAUCAAUAACUUAUCGAACAAUGAGUUUUUUUUUUUGUUUAAAUUUACUAUUCUAUGUCUCUAAUGCACUGAAGUUUUGCUGUGAUGGUGUGAACUUUCUAAGCUUUGGCUUUUGUUAUUUUGUGAAUUUCGUACGUUAUAGUUGACGAUUUUUCUUCUACGCAGUAUUUUUCAUAUCUUGAUGGAUUCAAUUUUAUGUAUUUGUAUGUAUGAAAGGUAUGACGAAAUCGAGGUAUUCGUGAACAAUCAUACUAUUUUUACGGUCGAGACAAUAAAUGAGUUUCUUGUCGUGAGUUUUUAAGCACGAAUGACGAACAGUGUAUUGUUGAGGUAGCUUAAAUUUUGACGUAAGUCUUCCUUAUUGUGUAACUUUGUUUUUAUAUAAAUAAACAUUUUUAUUAAACGUC